AUGCGGAGCCACGCUGGGUGCAGGACUUUCCCUGAGCGCACUACCCGCCCGGAUUUCACUGGCGGACCACUCUUAGGCAUCUGCGCUGCCACAGCAGGAUGUGGCCUUUGCGUGGAUUUUGUCAGCGACUGCUGUGCCAAAGAGGGACGCGUCCUCAUACAUCGUGAUGUUCUUCUGCAGGCGAAGAAUGUGCUGCGACACGUCUUUACGUUCUACACCAUUUGUGAGUCCAACCCAAUUGCCCGUUUUUUUUUCCGACAAAAGCAUGAGUGGCUGGUGCUGGAGUCACAUGAACUGCGCUAUUACACCGUUCAAAAGAACCCUGCAAUGGGCGAUGUCUUGAUGGACGUCAAAAGUUCUCUUCGUGCCGCCAAUGACGUGGGAUUGAGCGUCGCUCGACGCCCCGUUCACACAGGAGAAAUUUGUCUGCACCGCGCAGAUUUGGAGUUUGAGCUUCCAAAUGAUCUCCAGAUUGCCUACAUGAUUGUGUGGCUGGGGAAGGAGGACCCGCGCUGGUCCUUUUCCACGGAAAACUUCAGGCAGUUCACGACGCGUGUACGAUAUGCACUGAAUGACUUUUGA
Trypanosoma rangeli is the source of this 582-nucleotide messenger RNA. RefSeq lists its product as uncharacterized. The record is from RefSeq and is a predicted model, not a curated record. The transcript has a single exon. NCBI's taxonomy places the organism in Eukaryota, Euglenozoa, Kinetoplastea, Trypanosomatida, Trypanosomatidae. The coding region runs from base 1 to 582 and encodes 193 amino acids.